This is a messenger RNA of Myxocyprinus asiaticus (Chinese sucker), 1368 nucleotides long. It is a transcript of the gene snrnp48, whose product is annotated as small nuclear ribonucleoprotein 48 (U11/U12). Bases 70 to 1185 code for a protein of 371 amino acids. Gene Ontology annotation, cellular component: cytosol; nucleoplasm; U12-type spliceosomal complex. NCBI's taxonomy places the organism in Eukaryota, Metazoa, Chordata, Actinopteri, Cypriniformes, Catostomidae. The transcript is spliced from 9 exons. The record is from RefSeq and is a predicted model, not a curated record.
AUGAAACUUGCCACAAGGCGGCAAUCGUCAGCAAGCAAGAGCUUUGUUUUCAAACACUUUUAAUGUAAAAUGUGUGAAACAGAUUUUUCAUCGGGUCUCAAAGAGCGCAUACAGUGUUUACAGGAGCUCACAGAAUUCACUGAAAGUUGUCAGGCAGAACUGGGGGAUUUGUUUGAGGCGUUGGGAUGGAAUCAGGAAGUAGACACACUUGCAGUGCAGGUAGAGAAACAAUGCAGAAAAGCAUAUCAAACGGAGGAUAUUACAGUGCAUGAGUUUGCAAUCCUUUUAACCAAAGCAACAAACGUCAGUCUUGAGAUGGAGGUGUGUCCAAACAAUCCAAACCACACAGUACCACAGGACAGGAUGGAGAAACACAAAGCUGCCUGUCUUCUCAGCCAACUGGCAUACUCGAAAGAGGAGCAGGCUGAAAUGUGUGAUCCUUCAGUAUACUACGAGAAAGCCAACAUUCCUACCAUAAUUAUGGAUAAAGAUAGACAGCAACAAGUCAUCCUGCAGGCCCGGGCCAAUGCUACUCCCAUGAGAUCUACAGGACACUAUGCACAGAGUGAUUUCUCUGCAGAUCCUCCUGAUGUACCUCAGAAUCAUAAACGAGCAUUAUGUGACCUCACGGUGGCCGACCGAUUGGCCCUUUAUGAUCAUGUGGUACAAGAGGCCAGUCAUCAGAGUACACGGAGCGAGUACAGAAAUGAGGAUCUUUAUGUAGAUCUUGUUGCUAAGCUUAAAAAAGAGGAACAAAGUGGGCCAAAGUCUCACCUGGAGGUCUUGGCUGAGAUGAGAGACUACAGGAGGCGCCGGCAGUCUUACAGAGCAAAAAAUGUUCACAUCACCAAGAAGUCUUACACAGAGGUAAUUCGAGAGGUGAUUGACGUGCACUCUGGAGAACUUGCCAGGGUAUGGCAGGAAGAGGGUGAUGAGGAGUCCAAAGCCUCACAGCAGUCAUCUCACAGAGUGGCAUCUGAGGAACGACGUUCUGCAUCUGUUGAGUCACAUAAAUCUCGUAUCAGCUCCCGAGAUGAGCAUGGGCGCAAACGGCACCGCAAACGCAGCCGCAGUCGCAAGCGCAGUCGAGAUAACAGCCGAGAGAAAACCAAGAGUAGGAGGGAUUCACACUCUCCAGAUGCGGAGAGACAUCAUAAGAAAAAAAAGAAGAAACAUAAAUCUUGAAAUAUGUUUAUUUAAACAGAUCAGGAAUGUUUUGACUUUUAGAAAUGCUGAGCAUGAUUUUUAUUUAAGGUUUCAAUAUGGCCCAUUUCUUUAAUUUUUGGCUUCUUGGCCUAUUGUCAGAAUUUGUUUAGUAUUAAUUUGCUACUAUAAUGUGAAUAAAUAAUAAAAAAAAAAGUUUUAGCA